Mirounga angustirostris (Northern elephant seal) is the source of this 4371-nucleotide messenger RNA. It is a transcript of the gene RPP40, whose product is annotated as ribonuclease P/MRP subunit p40. Gene Ontology annotation, cellular component: ribonuclease MRP complex; multimeric ribonuclease P complex. The record is from RefSeq and is a predicted model, not a curated record. The coding region runs from base 459 to 1370 and encodes 303 amino acids. The transcript is spliced from 8 exons. Gene Ontology annotation, biological process: tRNA 3'-end processing; endonucleolytic cleavage in ITS1 to separate SSU-rRNA from 5.8S rRNA and LSU-rRNA from tricistronic rRNA transcript (SSU-rRNA, 5.8S rRNA, LSU-rRNA); tRNA 5'-leader removal. Gene Ontology annotation, molecular function: ribonuclease MRP activity; ribonuclease P activity. Lineage: Eukaryota; Metazoa; Chordata; Mammalia; Carnivora; Phocidae.
GGGGUGCUUUCCCGGGAGGGAGUGGGGGGCUGAGCCUGGGAAGUUAAAGAGCGAGUGAUGGGUGCGACGUGGAGCCGCGGGUCGGAGGAAAAUCGGGGCCGGACUCGGCGCCCCUCCCCACCUCUUGAUUCUUUCUCCCUCCUCGUGGGAGCGUCUUGCCGAGUCCGGACCCAGGAAGCACGUGCUUUUCUAGACUAUUUAGGGGAGCUAGGUUUAGAUCUGAGAAAAUUCCCGCUUUGCCUGCUGUCUUCUGUGGUCUCCAGCCAAAGCGCGCCAGUUCGGCAGCUUUGUGUAGAAAUGCGCCAUGGUGGGCCUGCUUCCGAGCACAACUUAAGAGCUUUACAGGGGUGCUAACAUCGGUGUUGCUUCGUGAAGAUGUCAUUCUCGUGGGGGGGCUUUGUGUUUCAAUUCUGAUUCCUGAAUGUGGGAUUCUGUCAAAAGAACUGAAAAACCUAGUCAUGGAAACUGGACCCUAUUACUUUGUGAAGAACUUACCUCUUCAUGAGUUAAUUACACACGAAUUCAUCAACACCUUUGUGAAGAAAGGUUCGUGCUGUGCACUAACAUACAAUACAAAUAUCGAUGAAGAUAAUACUGUGGCCCUGCUGCCAGACGGGAAAUUAAUUUUAUCACUGGAUAAAGAUACUUAUGAAGAAACUGGUCUUCAAGGUCGUCCAUCUCAGUACUCCGGCAGAAAAAUCAUGAAAUUUAUUGUUUCCAUUGAUUUGAUGGAUUUAUCCUUUAACCCGAAUUCUAAGAAGUAUGAAAGAAUAUCUUGGUCCUUCAAAGAAAAGAAGCCAUUGAAAUUUGAUUUUCUUUUGGCUUGGCAUCAUACAGGUGCGGAAGAAUCCACAAUGAUGUCAUACUUUUCCAAUUACCAAAUUCAGGAGCACCAGCCAAAAAUAGCCCUGAGCACAGUGACAGAGCUGCAGUGCCCGGUGCUGCAAAGCAGCGCCCUCCGGGGGGCGCCAGAGGCGGCCUGCAGCGCUCCCGAGCUUCUGGACUGGCUGGGCGCCGUCUUCAGCCACGCGGAACUAAAUAAUGAGCCUAAUAACUUCAUAUCAACCUAUUGCUGUCCUCAGCCAAGCACAGUGUUGGCCAAAGCUUAUUUGUGUACAAUCACUGGUUUCAUACUUCCAGAGAAGAUCUGUCUCCUCUUGGAACAGCUGUGUCGCUACUUUGAUGAGCCCAAGUUAGCUCCUUGGGUUACGUUGUCAGUACAAGGCUUUGCAGACAGUCCUGUUUCGUGGAGAGAAAAUGAACAUGGUUUUCGAAAAGGAGGAGAACAUUUAUACAACUUCGUGAUUUUUAAUAAUCAGGAUUAUUGGCUUCAGAUGGCUGUUGGGGCAAAUGAUGACUGUCCACCAUAAAAAAUACAAAAUUUAAAAUCAUGUUUGUUUAUGUUCAUGCUUUCUUUCAGAUUUUGUUAAUGGUAAAGGACUGUGUGUUCACUCAGGUUUGUAUGAUGAUGGCAUUUUUUUAGAUCAGCAUCCAUUAGCAUUCUUGACUUAGGGCCCAUCCUGUGAGUGUAGCUGGGACUGACAUCCAAUGAAUAGCUCAUAGUUGAUUACCCUGGUCAGUCUCAUUGUAAGUACAGAGGUGUGGGUACUGCAUGGCAGAGUGGACUAGGAUGGCCAGGGAACAGGUGUUCUUAGACCAUUGGGUAAGAUGUGUCCUGUUACUCGGGUGUAUGAUUACAACUUUUUCACAUAAUAAAAAUAAGUCCUUAUCUCAUACUUCUCAGAGCCAGCCCUGCUUUAAGUACUGAUUGUAUUUUACCUCAUUUCUUUCUUUUUUUUUUUUAAAGAUUUUAUUUAUUUAUUUAAUUGACAGAGAGAGAGAGAGACAGCAUGAGGGGGAACACAAGUAGGGGGAGUGGGAGAGGGAGAAGCAGGCUUCCGGCUGAGCAGGGAGCCUGAUGCAGGGCUCAAUCCCAGGACCCCAGGAUUAUGACCUGAGCCGAACGCAGUCGCUUAACCAACUGAGCCACCCAGGCGCCCCUACCUCAUUUAUUUCUUGCAUCGACAGCACAGAGUAUAAAUGAGCUACCAGGGUCACGCUGCUUGUGAGUCUGAGACCUGACCUCAGGCCAGCUGGUUCCUAAGUGUGUGUUCUCACUCUUGCCUCUGGAUCAAGAGAGGGGUAUUUGGAUACUGUAUAUGGUAAAGAACAAGUUGAAAGAAUUUUUUCCGCUAGCAUUAUGGCUGAUAAGGACCAGCUGAGAACCACUAAAACUUCUGGAAUAUAUAUCAAUAGCCAUUUUUAAAAAUGGAUCAGUGAGCUAUAAAAUAAGUCUCAAAAAAUUUUAAAUGGAAGUAGAAGCACAAAGAGGUAAUUAGGACACUGGGGCCACUUUUUGCCCUUAGGGACAUUUGCCAAAUACCUAAUUAAACUUUGAUUUUUAUCAUCUGGGGUGGGAAAGGGGCAGUAGCAUAGCAGACAAAGCUUAGGGCCUGCCCAAAGUGGGAGGGAUAAUAGGAGAUCUCAUGAAGUUGAGACCCCAAAAAGAUAGACUUACUGAGGGUGAACAAUGAACAAAUCUGCCUGCCUCCUCCCUCUCCAAUCUCCCCUUGUCCUCCCCUACUCCCCCCAGAUAGCAAGGAAGAUUGCCUAUCCUGAGAGAACACAUCUCCAUCUUCCCUGAGAAGGAAUAUAUGUAUAUAUAUGUGUGUGUGUAUGUAUGUGUGUGUGUAUAUAUAUAUGUAUAUAUUGCCACAAGCAGCCUUGAAGCUGGUUUGUUUGAACAAUCUGGGUAGUCUAAAAGUCUCACACCAGAAAUUUAAAGUGAUACCAGUUUUUAGUGCCCUCCAGGUGACUGACAGAAGCAAAACUUAGUGUCUUUGGAGGAACUCAGAAACAGUUUCAAGGAUAUAAGUUAAAAAAUCACAAACACAUAAGAUAGACAAGAACUAGCAGAAACAGACAGAAGAAGCAGGUCUACAAAGACUUAAGCUAUUAAGAUUCACCAGACAUAAUAUAAAAUAUAUUUUAUAUUUAAAGAAAUAGGGGAGAUUAAAGAGCAUGAUUGUAAACAUGGUCAAGUAGAUUGGGAAAAGUACCAAAUGGAAAUCUAGGAAUAAGGAACACAUAAUUGAGAGUUCAAUGGAUUAACUAACAUAACAGCAGAGUAGGUACCACUGAUAAAAGAAUAAUAGGAAGAAGUAAGGAUGUUUUCAGACUUGCAAAAGACUAUCACCAGCAGAUAACACAUUACAACAAAAAUUACAGGGUGUUCUUCAGGCAGAAGGAAAAUGACACCAGAUGGAAAUCUAGAUCUACACAAAGGGAUGGAGAGCACUGGGAAUGACCUAUCCAUAGGUCAUUUAACCAUAUGGUCAACCUAUCCAUAUCAAUAGUCCUAUUAAAUGUAAACAGUCUAAAUGCUCCAAUUAAAAGGCAGAGAUUGUCAGAUUGGAUUUAAAAAAAUGCUGCCUUCAAGAAAUGUACUUUAAAGAUACAAGUAGGGUAAAAGUAAAAGGAUAGAAAAAGAUACCCCAAGCUAGCACUAGUCAAAAGAAUGCUGGAAUGUGUAUAUUAAUAACAGAUUUUAGAGCAAGGAAUAUUAACAGGGAUUAAAGCUUAUGUCAUACUGAUAAUGGGUCUGUUAAUGAAUGUAACUGACAGCAAUCCUAAGUGAUAGCAAAAGCUGGUCACACUGCAAGGAAAAAAUGGACAAAUACACAAUUAUCAACGAUUCUGGUAUCCACUUUCUAAAACCGAUGGAGCAAGUUGGCAGAACAAAAAUGUAGUCUAUUUGAACAAUGAUAACAGCCGAUUUGACCUGGUUGAUAUUUAUAGAACAUUCCACCUACCACAGCAGAACAUGAGAGUGUACAUGGGAUAUUUAUGAAGAUAGACCACAUUAUGGCCCAUUAAAAAAGUCUCAAAUUUGAAAGUAUCAUACUAAGUAUAUUCUCUGGCCACAGAGGAAUUAUGUUAGAAAUCAAUAACAGAAAGAUCCUUGACAAUCCUCAAAUAUUUGGAAACUAACAAGUCAAAGAGAUCUAAAGAGAAAUUGGAAAGUUAUUUGAAGUGAAUAAGAAAUUAUGGGUUGCCACUAAAGCAGUACUUGGAAACUUAUAGUAUUAAAUACCUGUAUUAGGGAGGAAGAAAGGUCUCAAAUCAGUGACCUGAGUUUCCACUUUAAGAAACUAGAAAAAGAAGGGCACCUGGGUGGCUCAGUCGUUAAGCGUCUGCCUUCGGCUCAGGUCAUGAUCCCAGGGUCCUGGGAUCGAGUCCCACAUCGGGCUCCCUGCUCUGCAGGAAGCCUGCUUCUCCCUCUCCCACUCCCCCUGCUUGUGUUCCUGCUCUCGCUAUGUCUCUCUCUGUCAAAAAAAAUAAAUAAAAUCUUAAAAAAAAAAAAAAAAAAAA